Messenger RNA from Solanum verrucosum, 664 nucleotides. RefSeq lists its product as uncharacterized. The coding region runs from base 188 to 625 and encodes 145 amino acids. The record is from RefSeq and is a predicted model, not a curated record. The transcript has a single exon. Lineage: Eukaryota; Viridiplantae; Streptophyta; Magnoliopsida; Solanales; Solanaceae.
UUCUUCUCAACGAGAAAUGUACCUGUUGGAGUGAAUUUACUUUUCUAACCUUUUGCUUUAAUUGUAUCUUUCCAAACCCCAUAAUUCCUUAACCGUAACUUCACCUUUUUUCCUUUUUUAUCGCUCUUUUUAUUUAUUUAAAAGUGUGGUGACGUGGCAUGCUGUAGAUUAAGAUUGGACGGCUAGGAUGAAUUAUCACUCACGGCGAAUCUUAACUCUUGACGAGUCAUCACGGAAGCGAAAAGACCGAGACACGUUUUAUUCGUCUCCAAGACCGUCAAAUCCACUAACGCCCGUUAGUAAUGCUAAUCUUACGACGUCGUUCGCUAAACCCGACCCGAAGAAGAAGGGUCAAAUGCCUAAUUCAGUUUUAGCCGGGUAUAUGGCUUAUGAGUAUUUAACUAAAGGAACUUUAUUGGGUCAGAAAUUUGACCCGGCUCGACCUAGAGCUGCUGCUCCGGUUAAUGCUUUAGCUGACCCGAAGAAGAGAAAGUCCAGCCCGGAAGAGUCGGAGCCGAAGCCGAAUCAGAAUUAUGUUGAGAUAGCGAGCUUGUUGAGGAGUGAUGGGACCCACAUUCCUGGUAUUGUCAAUCCGACGCAGCUGGCACAGUGGAUUCAGAUGUGACAUUUCAAAAAAAAGGCGGAGGCGUGAGAUGAGACGAAA